Messenger RNA from Alternaria metachromatica, 597 nucleotides. RefSeq lists its product as uncharacterized. The record is from RefSeq and is a predicted model, not a curated record. The coding region runs from base 1 to 597 and encodes 198 amino acids. The transcript has a single exon. NCBI's taxonomy places the organism in Eukaryota, Fungi, Ascomycota, Dothideomycetes, Pleosporales, Pleosporaceae.
AUGAUCGUCGCAACAUCCACCACGUCGGCGCCAGCAACCUGCAACACGCUCGUCGCGAGUUACAACCCCUCCUUCGAAAGCGGAGCCAUUGCACCUUGGACCAACUCCUGGGGCGCCAAUACUGUGUUCGGCAAGACCGAGGUUCUUUCGGCUGAUACGGCACCCUUCGCGCCGCUCGACGGAUCACAUGCGCUCUACACCACGUUGACCAAUCGGUACAUGGGAGCCCAGCAGUGGAGGUUCACACUACAAGACGUCUACAUCCCAGCUAGCAGCAACUACAACUGCACGGUCGGGUUCAAAAUAGUUCAGAACGACAAUCGCGCGCGAUACCCCGUGCAAGCCGCCUUGUUAAUCGAUAAUCAAGUUGUGAACUAUGCGCAGAACGGUGUAUCUAACGGUGUAUUUGUGGGCGUGCCGACAGGUCCAGAGACGGCUCUUUGGAAGACGGUAGGCGGUUCCGGAGUCGCAAAUGCGCAAGACCAGCAUACCGUUACAGUAAUCGUUCUCUUGAACAAUGCCGUUAACCUCGCUGCGGGAACAGCUUUCGCGAUCGAUAGCCUGCAAUGCUUCCCAACCGGGCAAUGCGCGAUGUAG